UGGAGCAAUAUUAAAACUUGUGUAAUUAUCAGCGUGGAGUAUUAAAUGGGAGUGAUGCAGUGACUCUAAUUUUCUAAAAAGUCAAAUAUUUCUUUUUCAUUUCUAGCUGCACUUUAUAAUUUGUUGGUGCUUCUGUUUCGAUUUCUUUUGGGUUUAUUGUUUUCCUUUUUGUUUGAGAUUGUACACAAAUUUUCUUAUAUUUCGUGAAAUGGGCAAUUCUUGAUUUUCUGGGAUGCUAUAAUUCUGGGCAGUUCUUGCUGAGGCAACUGUAAGAAAUCAAAGUUGUACAAUGUUGUCUGUACCCGAAGAUACAGAUACUGAUAGCACCAUAAGCUAUAGAUUUAGUAAACUGGAGAUUGAAAAUGAGCUUUCUGAUGGCUCUAGUGAUGAUGGUGGCGGCAGUCAUUGGCCUAGUCGAAAGCGUGAUUCAUUUGAUCAAGAUAUAGCUCAGCUAACGAAGCUUCAGUCGAGGCCAAACGAGCAUUUCAGCUGCGUUUCACCCGGGAAACGUGAGUGUCCUGUAUCGACUUUGAAGAUGCUGGCAGGUCGAGAAGCUAAUCUCUCGGGAAGAGGAAGGUUCUCGUUACCAGAUUGUCGUCAUGUUUUAAGUAGAUAUCUGCCGGUUAAUGGUCCUUGGAUUGUAGACCAGAUGUCUACAAGGGCUUAUGUGUCUCAGUUUUCUGCUGACGGUUCCCUGCUUAUCGCUGCUUUUCAGGGUAGUCAGAUUAGAAUAUAUGAUGUAGAAAGGGAAUGGAAAGUUCGGAAGAACAUUUUGGCCAGAAGCCUAAGGUGGACCAUCACUGAUACUUCCCUUUCUCCCGAUCAACGAUGCCUUGUCUACGCUAGCAUGUCACCCGUCAUCCAGAUUGUUGAUGCUGGAUCUUCUACGUCUGAAUCUCUUGCUAACAUCACCGAAGUCCACGACGGUUUGGAUCUCUCUUCUCGGGAUGAUGGGGGAUACUCUUUCGGAAUCUUUUCUCUGCAAUUCUCAACUGCUGGCCAAGAAGUUGUGGCUGGAAGCAGCAAUGGGCAUAUACACGUUUGUGACCUCAAAGCGAAAAAAGUCUCUCUUCGAAUACCUGCCCACAUGUCUGAUGUCAACAGUGUAUGUUUCGUUGACGAGAGUGGCCACCUCAUUUGUUCUGGCAGCGACGACAGCUUCUGCAAGGUCUGGGACAGACGUUGCUUUGCAGGAAGUGGCAAGCCAGCUGGGGUGCUAAUGGGCCAUCUCGAGGGGAUUACCUUCACUGAUAGUCGCAGAGAUGGACGUUAUUUGAUAUCCAACAGCAAAGAUCAAUCUAUCAAACUGUGGGAUCUAAGAAAAAUGUCUCCUAACUCUGUUUGCUAUCGAGGAUACAGGAACUACGAAUGGGAUUACAGAUGGAUGAACUACCCUCAACGAGCAAAGGAUUUCAAGCAUCCACACGAUCAAUCUGUAGCUACAUAUAAAGGCCAUUCAGUCCUGCGCACACUCAUCCGUUGUUACUUCUCACCACAAUACAGCACGGGGCAGAAGUACAUCUACACGGGAUCACACGAUUCCUGCAUCUACAUUUAUGAUUUGGUGAGUCGUGGACAGGUGAGUGGUGCGCAAGUGGCCAAGUUGCAACACCAUGGAUCUACAGUGAGGGAUUGUAGUUGGCACCCGACCUACCCGGUGUUGGUUAGCUCGUCGUGGGAUGGUGAAGUGGUGAAGUGGGAGUUCCCUGGAAAUGGAGAGUCAACAAUCAGCCACACCAAAUAAUAUGAUGAUGCAAAUUCAAUAAUUUGUUGUAUAUAGCAGAUUCAAAUCAUAAUACAGUAGUACUGAAAAUGAUACAAAGUAGUAAAACGAGUAAUUUCAUCA
Messenger RNA from Salvia hispanica, 1846 nucleotides. RefSeq names its product LEC14B protein-like. Gene Ontology annotation, cellular component: Cul4-RING E3 ubiquitin ligase complex. Gene Ontology annotation, molecular function: protein binding. Gene Ontology annotation, biological process: proteasome-mediated ubiquitin-dependent protein catabolic process. Lineage: Eukaryota; Viridiplantae; Streptophyta; Magnoliopsida; Lamiales; Lamiaceae. The record is from RefSeq and is a predicted model, not a curated record.